Molecule: messenger RNA, 787 nt
Organism: Suricata suricatta (meerkat)
Lineage: Eukaryota; Metazoa; Chordata; Mammalia; Carnivora; Herpestidae
Gene: SMIM33
Product: small integral membrane protein 33
Exons: 2
Coding region: 68-574 (168 amino acids)
Source: RefSeq, a predicted model, not a curated record
CUGGGGCAGCAGGAUCUUCUUUGUCCCGCUGGCCGCCCGUCCCCAGGGAGCUUUCACCAGGCGGACAAUGCACCAGGCUCUCUGUCUCUCUCAGUUCCCUCCAGGUGUCUGUCUCUCUCUAACUUGCCCUUUUCCUGUGUGUACAUGCCUGUGUCACCGUCUCUCUCUGCCACUCCCCUACCAGGCUGGCCACCAUCCCUGGCCUUCUCCAGCUGUGAACGGGUCAGCAGGGCAGGAGCCCCAGAGGCAGCUCCCAGAGGUGCUGAGUGAGGCCUGGGAACCACCUCGAGGAGAUGGGCUGCCGCUGCUCACCAUCAUCGUUGCUGCCUUCGUCCUGCUGGCAGUCUGCAUCGUGGUGGCAGUCCACUUUGGGCCACGACUACAUCAUGGCCAUGCCACCCUCCCCACAGAGCCACCAGCCCCCAAGCCAGAGGGUGGCAUCUACCUCAUCCACUGGAGAGUGCUGGACCCCUGGGACAGUCAUGAAGAUGCUCAGCAGGAACCUCCUGUCCCUGGCACCUACCCUGUGCCAGCUGGGCCUAGGCUCAGUGUUGAUGAAGUCACAUAUCUGUAGGAGGAAGACUUUGAAAAGCUGGACUGAGCUGGCUAAGAACAAGCAACUGGACAGAGAAUUAGGGCAAAAGCAAAUUGGGGCCAGGGCAUCAGAGCUUUGGAAGGUCACACAUGGAGUCAGCUGGCGCUGCUCUCCCUGCAAAAUAUUUAUAGAAAAAGCCCUGAUGUGGACAGGAGAAAUAAAAGAAACUUGAGGGCUUUGCCUGGAAACAUG